AUUGCGAACUGAACCACUGUUCUUUGAUAUGAAUACGAUAGUAACUUUGGCAGCACGAUCAAAACAACAUUUAAAAUGUCUGAAAUAAUAGACGAUGUAUUGGCGGGUCUCGCCACAGCAAGACAGAGUAUGAUCAAGCAGGGAAAUAAGAUCGGUGAAAUCAUGGAAAGGUCCAACAACACGCUUUUGCAGAUUGAAGAGCAGGCUUCGAUGACACCGCCAUUAAAAGAGAAUGUCGAGUCGGAAAAUCUUUAUGAUUUUAGUGCCGAUUGUGAGUUGUCACUGAUAAAGAUAUUGGAACAAUUUCAGCAGCUUAUGCAGAAAAUUGUUAACGAAGACAACUCAGAUAACCAAAAUGCGUUGGAUUGUUAUUUAGCCACCCGCCAACGCGUAGAGAAUUUGAGAAGCAGCUCGCGUAAACUGGUAGCACUUCACGAUGCAAUUGCUCAAUUGAAGCUCAAUGUACAGGAGCAGCAGGAGGUUAUCAAGGAAGAGAAUAUGGAAAGUGAUUGUGAUAACUAACAUAAUAAUAUAUAA
Messenger RNA from Drosophila hydei, 537 nucleotides. RefSeq names its product augmin complex subunit msd1 (gene msd1). The transcript is spliced from 2 exons. The record is from RefSeq and is a predicted model, not a curated record. Bases 76 to 522 code for a protein of 148 amino acids. NCBI's taxonomy places the organism in Eukaryota, Metazoa, Arthropoda, Insecta, Diptera, Drosophilidae.